GCGACGGUCUGAGCCAUGGAGCAGCAGGAAGAGGCGCGAACGCUCGGGGAGUCCGCGGCUUGGCCUCCUGGGGCUUCGGGGUCACCGACGGCUGGCGGAGAGGAGCGGUCCGAGGGCGGUGCACCGCCGGCGGCGACUCCCGCGGGCUCAGAAGGGGACAGCGCGAGCGCCGAUGGGCUGUGGGGGCUGCCGGUGGAGCGCGCCGAGCGCAGGCCCGAGUGCAGCCACUGCAGCCGUCCCCAGAAAGUGUGCUUGUGUCCUUACCUACCAGCGCAGCCACUCAAGAUCUCCACCCAUUUGUACAUAAUUCAGCAUCCCGCAGAGGAAAGCAAAGUGUUGCGCACAGUCCCUCUGCUAGCAGCAUGCCUUCCCCCAGAGAAAUGCACAGUAACAAUUGGCCGCCGCUUCAACGAGGAGCGAGAUGUUGAACUUGCAACUGUUUGCCGGGACUCUGGAACAUUAAUAUUAUAUCCAGGCGCUGAAGCUACUAAUUUGGAAGAAUUUCUAUUAGAUUCUCCUGUUUGUCCUUCUACAAUCAUCCUCAUUGAUGGUACAUGGAGCCAAGCUAAGGACAUUUUCUAUAAGAACCCCUUGUUCCGACUUCCCAAACAGGUGCAGUUAAAAACUAGCAUUUGUAGUCAGUAUGUAAUACGGAUGCAACCAACAAGCAGGUGCCUUUCUACCCUGGAGUGUGCUGCCAUUGCUCUUUCCAUCUUGGAGGAAAACCAGUGCAUACAAGAGACUCUGCUUCGGCCUCUUCAAGCACUGUGUUCUUUCCAGCUUCAGCAUGGUGCUCAGAUUCGCCUCAGCAAGGAGUAUCUUCUGAAGAAUGGAUUGUAUCCCAAGCCAAUGCCAAAGAACAAACGCAAACUCAGGAAGAUGGAGCUCUUAAUGAACAGUGUCAAAAUUUAGCGGAGUUGUCCCCGUGGUGCUCAUUUACCUGCUUUAGCUGACGAGACUGUGUUAAAUCUUCCCAGUUUAGGCUUGGGGGCUCUGAAGAGGGAACACUGGCAGGCUCUCGUGCUGAGCAGCGCGGUCUGCUUGGCGGCGGCAUCACACGGCACACUUCCACUGA
Acomys russatus (golden spiny mouse) is the source of this 1075-nucleotide messenger RNA. RefSeq names its product DTW domain containing 2 (gene Dtwd2). The record is from RefSeq and is a predicted model, not a curated record. Bases 16 to 912 code for a protein of 298 amino acids. The transcript has 6 exons. NCBI's taxonomy places the organism in Eukaryota, Metazoa, Chordata, Mammalia, Rodentia, Muridae.